UGGUGCCGUUUUCGGAGGAUGUCGCGCGGCUGGGGGGGCUGAUUAAGGAGUUGUUCCAGGAUGUGAGUCCUCUUUAUGUUUUUGGCCCUCCUUUUUUUGACACACACUCUCACUUUUCACUUGUGCUACCGACCAAUUACAAAACACGUCGACGACAAUAAUAAAAAAAAUUACAAUCAGCUUCCUGAUGACCCACUUUCCCCUCUGUGCAAUUUCAUGCUCUCUUCGCCGACAGGUACAAAGGGCGGUGAGCCGGCGUCCGAUAAGGCAGGAGUCGUUUCACAUGCUCCUGUUGUGGCGCCGAGUGCGAAAUCGGCGUUGGAGGUGCUCCAGUUGUUGGAGAGCGGGAGAAUCUGAUCCAUGUGGCUGGGAUAAUGUCACUCUGUUGAGUUAUGCCUUUCCGAUGGCCUCUCCCUCAUUUCAAUCGUUUAGCAAAAACAGAUGGGCCGGAACCAUCCUGAG
Molecule: messenger RNA, 462 nt
Organism: Cantharellus anzutake
Lineage: Eukaryota; Fungi; Basidiomycota; Agaricomycetes; Cantharellales; Hydnaceae
Exons: 2
Coding region: 76-357 (93 amino acids)
Source: RefSeq, a predicted model, not a curated record